AUCUCUACCAAGUGUAUUCUAGAGGUCUUUGUGUUUCAAAUGAAAGAAUCUGGAAUACCGGCAGGCUUUAUAAUGGCUUCUAGAAAAUUAAAUAUUACAAUCACUGAUAUUUUACCCUCUUCUGGAAGAAUAUUGUGAUGCUGAUUUCUUAAAGCUUAUCUGACUGCUUAUAUUUGCAGGACUGACUUUGAGGAGCUGAUAAAAUUAGUUGGUCUUCAUCUUCUUUAACAUUCAUUAAGAGUUAACAACUAAUAAUUAUCAAUGACAUCCCAAAAUGCUCCUGAAGUACUGAAUUUAUACUGAUAUGGUGAAUAUUGGACAGACACUGACUAACACGUAAGGCUACUCUGUCAACUUCACUCUCACGCAUUUAGCUGCUAGAAAUCCAACUGUGAGAAUUUCUGCAAAGGUAUCUGUCUGCACGUUUUAACUCCUGAAACUGGACUAUGAGAUUUAUGUACCAGUGGUUUCCUGACUCACACUCCUUGCAUUGACUUGUCGUGAGAUAUGCGUUACUUUUGCUGCGUUGCAUCAAAGUUAUAUAUGUAUUAUUCCAUUUGUUAGUGUUCUUAUUUAUUUCCCUUGCGAAGUGACUGGAAAUAGAGAUUUUUAUCAGCAUUUUUAUCAGAAACGUUGCUGGAAGACUAGCUUAUUCAACUACUUCCUAUACACAAGAAUGCUCCAAGCAAGCCCUUCAGUCUCUUGUUGUGAGACUUUUCAUCUGCUUACUUCUUGCCAUGGUAAUUUUGAUAACGGGCAAGUCGUAUUGCCAGAAAUAAUCAGGAUGAGUGAGAAGUGGUUAUCACUUUUAUAUGGAUAUAGCCAGGAUUAUAUCCGUAUUUUUUUUCUAAUUGAGUCUUCCUUUGUAGAGUAGGUUAUUCAGUGACAUAAAAUAAAGGGAUAUGAGUGAUUAGGUUGUGCUAAUAAAACACCUCAAAUAACAGUUUUCAAGACACUAUUUUCACAUGAUAAGAGUAAAUGGUAAUUUUAACACUGGCUUCCAACAUAGCAAACAUGGGAUUGUGUAGUUGAUGACUGAUCAGUGCAAUCUGGACAUCGCACCAGGUGUCAGCUUUAGGGCAGUUUUGAACACAUCAUGUAAGAGACUUGCAGCUGCUCAUGUUUAAGAGCAGGGGUACAGGUAUUAGUUAAGGCAGCAAUUAAACUGAGUAGUUUGGUAUGUGCCUUAAUUUAUAAAUGGGUAAGGAAAAACAACUGCUGUUAUCUUGCAUUGUUAUACAGGUUAAAUCUUUUUUUUAAAUUAUGAUUAAAAGAAAAUAUAUGCAUUGCCUUUGUCUGAUAUGCUGCCUUUGAGGUUUGGUUAUAAUCUGGAUGCAACAGUCAUUUCAUUAAGCUUAUGUUGUAUUAUAUUGAUAUAUUGGUCCUUCUCCAGCCUGACGAGGAUGUUAAUUGCAGAAUCUCUUUUGCUGCAUCACAAUAAAUUCACAGAGCUGUCUCUAGGGUGUGUACAAGGCUGCAAACUGGUUGCAGUUCUUCCUUCAGUAUGGGGUGUGCGGAAGCUAUCCCAUUGCUGUCUUAUGUUCUUAGGUGUAAGUAUCAUUUUACUGGUAUCAAAAGGAAGUGUACCAGUAUUUUUCUGUUGUACCUAAUCUGAAGACUGAAGGCCUGUAAUGCAUGGCUGUUCUUUUUUUUUUUAUUUUUUCCUAAUCAUAAUACAGAAAGCACACUGUACCAAUUUUCCUCAUACGCUAUAUGCCCCGACGGCAUCUCCUGCUACCUUACAAUAAAUCUGUAGAUUAGUUUUGUCACAGGAGUAUGUACAACUUCUGAAAGUAUAAAGCUGUUUGGAAUGUUCUUCAGUUGAUAACUAAUCUAGUCAUGUGUACUGUGGCAGCUGUAAAGUGAGUUCCAUCUGGUCUGGGUGGGAUGCUCAAGAGUGCCGUCCUUGAAACGACUAUUUGUAGGAGAAAGCAAAGGGUUGAUGGUGUGGGGUUACUCUGGGCAGUCUUCAGCCCAGAAGUCUCAAUCUGUCCAGCAGCAAGUACCUGAGCAAGUGUUUAUCAUCUUGCAGGGAUAGAUCUUCCCUGCAAUUCUGUGCAUGACUAUGGACAUAUGCCUGAGCAAUCACUAGGAGUGUCUGCUACUGUCUACCUUAACCAGGAAAGGGAAGGGCUGUCAGUGUCUUUCCCUUUUGCUAUCUGCCCUGAAUGUUGAUCACAAAGAGCGUAAGGCUGUAACAAGCAUUUGAGAUGUGUCAGCAGGUGAUAAGAGGGGUGCUUACCCAUGCCAAGCCAUGAGGAGACUUGUCCCUGAAGCUCAGUUUGGAAGUAACAUUGCUUAUGACUUCAGAUACACUCUCAGUCAGAGUUUCUGCUGAGAAAGGAGAGAGAGACUGAGCUGGGUAAACAGGAUUUCCUGCCUGCCACAAAUGUCUGCCAGUACUGUAUGUGAUGUAAACAGGAAAAACUAAAACUAGCUGGUUUUGAAACUGGUGGCCAAACAUGAGAAGAACAAGAAAUGAAAAAGAAGAAAGUGAACGUUUCAUUGAAGCUGGAUGUUCUGACAAAGAAUAAAUACGAUACUGUCUUGGCUUGUUAGCACCAGCUAUUAUCUUAAUGAACUUCCAGGCCAAAAGACACCUGAUAAUAAACUCAGUAUGUUCAGAGGCUGAAUGUUAGUGAGAACAGUUGUUUCCAUGGUAGUGUUACGGAAGCUUGGUGGUGGUGGUGUGUCCCCGAGACUUAUUGCUCAUAAAGUUGCAUGCAUGAAAACACUAUCAGCUGUCAUUUCUCACCAGCAGGCACGUUCAUUUCACUUGAAAUACGCUUUAUUCAUUAAGAAUUUCUUUUAAGCAUUAUACAAAAAUGGUGUUUUGUUUUUGUCAUAUUUGUCUGUAGUGCAAGGAUAAAUGUAUCACCAGAACAGAAACCUGAAGAUAAAGUAUCAGCUUUAGCCUGAAUGUGAUCUAAGUGCUAUGACAAAAACCUUGAUGGGGUUUUCAGAGGCAGAAAGCCACUGCAAGUUCAUCUUCAUGAAUGCAUUUUUAGCUUAAGAGGAGCUUAGGCUUUAAGCCCCAGUAACAGUUUACUUGGAAACAGCAACACACUGCAUGUGGCUCUAGAUCAAUCUGAUGUGAGUUAUCCGUAACCCUCCUCCCCUAUAUCUCGCUGCUGGUAGUAAUCCCAUUAGGUGAUUGCAUCUGGUGUCCUUGACAGAUGGAUUUAGUCAAUUGAAAAAGAACUCCAGGUGGUUUAAUCGACUGUGUGGUUGUUUUAUAACCAGAGUCUCUUGUACCUACAACUUUGCCUUAAGUGGAGUGGAUCUAUGGCUCAUUACUAGGCUCUAUCAGUUAUGUACAUAACCAUCUUGUUAUUUACUUAAAGCAUCUCAAUUCUUGUAGUUUUAAGUGUUUUCUUUUCCUGUAGAACUGUCUUUAGAUUGGGUCUGAGGAACUGGGGAGAAUGGUUUUAGAUUUGAUGAAGUGAAUGAAUUUUGCAGAAUCGCAAUUACAAUAUGCAUUACCUAAAUGAUAGCUGUGAUUAGUCAAUAUCUUUUGGGUGUAGGGAUAGCUGGAGAAGAUGCUCAUUUCUUUUUUUUUUUUUUUUCCUAGUGUAGCUGUGUUAUUGGAAUCUGUUGUCUAGUUUUCCUUCAGAGAAGUCACCUCUUGUUGUAUCCAUCAGCUUGCAUUUAACAGUCGCUGGCAGGGAGGUAUGGUUCGAUCUGCAGCAUUCACAAUACAAAAUCAGCAGAAUCUAACCUGUACAGACACAUCAGGCAAGGCUAUAGCACUGUACUUGCAGGCUGUGUUGUCCAGGAUGGUGAACUCUGACUGUUUGUACAGUUUAGGUGAGCUGUAGCUUUUUUAUGUUUGGCAGAAGUGUGUUGGUAAUGCAGUAUGCCUUGUGUUGAUAGAAUAUAGGAAACAUAGAUGGUUUUUGAGUUGUGUACAGAAGGGAAAAAGGCUGAUAACCUACUUCAAGAGUUAGUUACAGUUAGCUAGUCAUAUUUCACUGUUUUAUUACUGACUGAAACAAAUACAGUAUUUUCUGGCUUUAAUGAAAGGAACAUAAUAGAAAAUAGGGAUUGUCAGAACGAUUACAUAAUGGAAACUUUCAGAUAUUAAAGUUUUGCUGCAUCCUCAAAGUGGCUAAAAAGAAAGCAUAGGAAACUCUGAACUGGCCCGUUUCUUCUAUAAAUGAGGUAGGAUCAAAGGAAAAGCACUGAACUGGCCUUCUGCAGUAGCAGAUAAGUACAACCCUAAUUCCUAGGAAAAGGAGAACAUCAAAAUUUUGUGUUGGGACAGUGCUAUAAGUGCACUUUCUUAAAGAUGCACUAAGAUAAAGCACACAAAGGUGUUGAGCUGCAUUGUAUUGCUCAGUUUUUGACUGUUAACCUUACUGCUGAAGCUUCAGCAUGGAAAAAAAACUACAACUGGAAAAGCAUUAUUUUGUAACAUGUUGCCAUGGCCAAAUCACCCAAGUCAAGUUCUGAUUUAAUAUUAUUGACUGAAGGGUCAUUAAAUGUGUAAUAUAAAAACUGUGAUUCUUUCCUUUCUAGAAAGGGCCUGCUUUUACAAAACGCUGAGGGCAUGAUGACCAGCAUUUACAAGCUGGUGUAAUGAACAGUGAGGCUGAUGAUGAAGAUGACAUCUAUUUCACAUCUGUCAUUUGGAGGUCAUCUCACUGUCACCCGCAAAAUAAAGGAAAACAUGAGGAUGUUUCUCAGAAGCAAUGAGAUUAAGUGGAUCAGCUGGUGUGUGGUGCCUAGUGGAAAGAAGCUUAUUUAAAUUAAGAGGAGCAGAGAAUCUGUGCCUCAGUACUAAAGGAAGAUGGACUCCACAGAAGACCUUGACUAUCCUCAAAUCAUCUUUCAAUACAGCAAUGGAUUUUUAGUCUCAAAGGUUAUGUUCACUGCCUGUGAGUUAGGAGUGUUUGAUCUUCUGCUGGAGUCAGGACAACCUCUAUCUUUAGAUGUCAUUGCUGCACGCUUGGGUACAAGCAUCAUAGGGAUGGAAAGACUUCUGGAUGCCUGUGUGGGAUUGAAGCUUUUGGCAGUAGAGCUGAGACGAGACGGAGCCUUCUACAGAAACACAGAAAUUUCCAAUAUCUACCUUACGAAGUCAAGUCCCAAGUCUCAGUACCAUAUUAUGAUGUAUUACUCCAAUACCGUCUACUUGUGCUGGCACUACCUGACUGAUGCUGUGAGAGAAGGAAGAAAUCAAUAUGAAAGAGCUUUUGGCAUUUCAUCUGAAGACCUCUUUAGAGCCAUGUACAGAUCAGAAGAAGAAAUGCUGAAGUUCUUGGCUGGCCAGAACUCAAUCUGGAGUAUAUGUGGCAGAGAUGUACUUACUGCAUUUGACCUUUCUCCUUUCACACAGAUUUAUGACCUGGGAGGUGGUGGAGGAGCUUUGGCCCAAGAAUGUGUUUUCUUGUAUCCAAAUUGCACAGUCACAAUUUAUGACCUGCCCAAAGUUGUACAAGUGGCCAAAGAGCGACUGGUUCCCCCGGAGGAGCGACGAAUUGCCUUCCAUGAAGGAGAUUUUUUUAAAGAUUCAAUCCCUGAAGCUGACCUCUACAUUUUAUCAAAGAUACUUCAUGAUUGGGAUGAUGAAAAAUGCGGGCAGCUGCUGGCAGAAGUUUAUAAGGCUUGCAGACCUGGUGGUGGAGUGCUGCUGGUUGAAUCACUCCUGAGUGGAGACAGAAGCGGACCUGUGGAAACCCAGCUGUAUUCACUGAACAUGUUGGUGCAGACAGAAGGAAAGGAGCGAACAGCAGCUGAGUACAGCAAGCUCCUUGGGGCAGCUGGCUUCAGGGACAUCCGCGUCAGGAGAACUGGAAAACUCUAUGAUGCUGUUCUAGGGAGGAAAUGAUGGUGUAUUUUAUUCUGUAUUACUAAGUACACAUGGAGAAAUGUGAUAUUCUUUUCGUAGAAGGCUAUUAUAGAUGUAGCUUUUAUUGAAGGAAGUCAACUUUUCUGUUAGCUGAUACGUUGUCAGGAGAAGCAUUAAUAAUAUACUUUCAGUGUGGAUAGGUUGUGAAUUCAGCAGCCUGACUAGGGCUUGCCUUUGGAUCUGAAUAGCAGAGAGAGAAAUCGACACCUGUUCCACAAUAAAUUACCCAUGAAAGAAAUGCGCAGUGUUGCUGCUAACCACUUUACAUAUAUUUCUUCUUAUUUUUUAUUUUUAUUUUAAGUUUAACAGAGUACCUGACAAAAGCAAAGAUGAAUUUUCAUUUGUGGAUUCCUGCAUAAUAAA
Molecule: messenger RNA, 6214 nt
Organism: Meleagris gallopavo (turkey)
Lineage: Eukaryota; Metazoa; Chordata; Aves; Galliformes; Phasianidae
Gene: ASMT
Product: acetylserotonin O-methyltransferase
Molecular function (GO): protein dimerization activity; O-methyltransferase activity
Source: RefSeq, a predicted model, not a curated record